AUGGAGCUAAAGAACAUUGGUGUGUCCAUUGCUUAUAACGUAGUUGACACGGUAGAACCUUGUGUUAAUACGUGUCUGUCCUUGACCGGGUGUGUCUCCGCUGAAACCUGCCGGAAAUACAUUGAGGAGUAUAUUUUCCCGCGCCCUUUGGAAUGGGCCUUUAUAGCGGUGUAUGGAGUUUUGUUUUUGUUUGGUCUAAUAGGAAAUGCACUUGUAUGUUAUGUGAUAUGUCAUAGUCAUCACAUGCAAACUGUUGUCAAUAUUUUCAUCUUUAACCUAGCCGUGGCGGAUUUCCUCGUCAUAUUUUUCUGUUUGCCGACUACCAUGUUAGCUGACAUAACAGAAACGUGGUAUUUCGGUGACAUGAUGUGUAAAAUCAUACCCUUUCUACAGACUACUUCCGUCGCCGUGUCAGUCCUUACACUCAGCGCUAUAUCUGUGGAGAGGUACUUCGCCAUUUGUCAACCUCUGAAGGUGCGACUUACCACUCGGACCAUUGUCAAGGUCAUUGUUGUAAUAUGGAUAGCAGGAAUGGCGGCGUCUAUACCGGAAGUACUUUACAAUAGACUGUGGGAAAUGUUUCCGGGUCAAGUGACCAAGUAUCUUGUGCACUGUAGCAAGGAUUGGCCUGUAGUUUAUGACAACAAUUAUCAGCUUUUUAUUCUGGUCGCUCUUUACUCUAUCCCUAUAUGUCUUAUGGCCUUCACGUAUUCCGUGAUUUCCCGCCAGUUAUGGAGAAAUGAUAUUCCUGGAACAGCCGAAACAAACAACCUAGAAAAUAGACCUAUUACGUCGAUAACAAUGUCCGGUCCAGAGAGCCAGCUUCACUCACGUCGUCGAGCUGCUAAGAUGUUAAUGACAAUAGUGGUGAUUUUUGCCGUGUGCUAUCUACCUGUCCACAUCCUUAACCUUAUAAGGUUCACGGAUUCAUUCCAGGACGUAGAUGACACCAUCAUCAUCAACAUCGCUCUCCUCUCUCACAUCCUCUGUUAUGUCAACAGUGCGAUAAACCCAGUCAUCUACAACUUCAUGUCUGCCAAGUUCCGGAAGGAGUUCCGAAUGACCUUGACCUGUUGUCGCUGUCGUCGUCGGCAGAGCUCGUCACUUGUUCCACCGGGUAUAACCUCUUCGGCACGAAAUAGAAGCUCUAUUCCUCGCACAGAAAGGUUCACCAUGAAUACCGUGACGAUAAAACAGCCGGGAUGGAUUACGUCACCUCGGUAUUCCACCGGAAGAAAGACACGAGCAGGAACGGUGAAGACACAUGGCAGUUCAAGUCCGCCCCUUCGCAUUCCAGGAACUGAUGCAGAUGCUAGAGAAAUACCAGACAAGACUGUUGGACCAGAAUCCAAAGCCUCCAUUCCUCACAGAGGCGAACGUUCAACCAAUGGUAAAAAAGGCCACAGUGUCAAAGGAGACAUAGGAAAACGCGACUUUUCAGAAAAAGGGUAUGACGAUGAACACGCAUAA
Messenger RNA from Ylistrum balloti, 1470 nucleotides. RefSeq names its product orexin receptor type 2-like. Gene Ontology annotation, molecular function: G protein-coupled peptide receptor activity. Bases 1 to 1470 code for a protein of 489 amino acids. The record is from RefSeq and is a predicted model, not a curated record. The transcript has 8 exons. Lineage: Eukaryota; Metazoa; Mollusca; Bivalvia; Pectinida; Pectinidae. Gene Ontology annotation, biological process: G protein-coupled receptor signaling pathway. Gene Ontology annotation, cellular component: membrane.